Molecule: messenger RNA, 3444 nt
Organism: Zasmidium cellare ATCC 36951
Lineage: Eukaryota; Fungi; Ascomycota; Dothideomycetes; Mycosphaerellales; Mycosphaerellaceae
Exons: 2
Coding region: 1-3444 (1147 amino acids)
Molecular function (GO): ATP binding; hydrolase activity, acting on acid anhydrides, in phosphorus-containing anhydrides; zinc ion binding
Source: RefSeq, a predicted model, not a curated record
AUGGACAUCGACGAACGGCCGCACAAGAAGCGUCGGUUCUUUGCUGAAGAUGCCGUACAAAACGAACCUUCCCUCAAAUCCGAACCCAGCCUUCCCGACGAAAUCGACGGUGUGCCAGAGUCUGCGACACCCGCCGGUGGCUUGGACAGCACUGCCAACAAGGAGAAUGUUUUUGAUGCUGAAACUUUUAUAAGUGUCGUCGGUGCAGAGGUGCCGGAAGACGCCAUUCGGAGUCUGCAAAGAGCACAUGGGAACAACUUGGAGCAGGCAAUCAACGCGUACUUCGAUGGCUCGUGGAAGGCCAAAGUCGCAUCUCCUGUAAAGAAACAAAGUCCUCCGGUUGAUAAAAAGCAACAACGACUAGAUCUCAAGUCUGAGGAUGGAGAGGAAGCCGCGAUGUCAAAGUCGGCAGGUUCAACCCAGAAACAGCGCCCGAACCUCCAAUCAAUGCCUGAGACGAGGUACAUCGGUGCUUUGGGCGUGGCAGGCUGGACUACGAGAAGUGGUACUGGCAUCUUGAAACCCGGUGACAUUGUCAACAUCCAGCGAGAGAGGCAAAAGGCACCACAAUCAUCAUCCAAAAGCGGCAGAGGCAGAUUACCUAUGAGGAAGACGCAGGACGUGAUCGUGCGGUUCACUAGCAAAGAUGGCGCAGAGUUGGGCCGCCUUGAGAAAGAGUCUGCAUUGUGGAUUGGCGCUUUGAUAGACCAAAAUGUGGCCCAUUUUGAAGGACACUGCAUUUAUGCUCCGGACAGGAUACGAACCAACGAAACCAUCUACCUUCAGCUCCGCUGUUUCCUUUUACGUCCCAUAUUUGAGGCCGGCAAUCUUAUGAGACCGCAAGACAACAACAGACAGACAGGGUUCUUUGAGGCCAAAGAGACGACGGAGGAGAGAGAUCUUCGGCUUCGCCAGAUAGGACUGGUAAAGCUGUUUCAAGAGAUCAACCUCCAGCCGUCUACAUUGAAUGAACUCACCGCGAAGCACAAGAGAGAGGGUAUCCUGCAGGCGGCAGAGGUCGCUGAACAGAUGGACCAACAAGACGAAACGAAUCGCAAACCCAGCCAGGACAAGACGAAUGAAGGCUCCAGCCCGCCUUCAGAGGAGAAUGAAGAAGGAGAAGAGCUGGAGCAAGACCAACUUGAUUCAUUGUACAAAAAGGCUCAAUCAUUCGACUUCAACACACCCGAGGCACAGCCACCAUCGUCUUUUGUAAUGGAUCUCCGAAAGUAUCAAAAACAGGCUCUACAUUGGAUGCUCAACAAGGAGACCCGUGAGAAGGACGGGCACAAGCAGCAGAGUAUGCAUCCGUUGUGGGAAGAGUAUAGCUGGCCAAAGAAGGACGCCGAGGACCAUGACCUUCCCAGCGUCGAAGGACAAGACUGCUUCUACGUGAACCCAUACAGCGGCGAGUUGAGCCUGGACUUCCCCGUGCAAGAACAGACUUGUCUGGGAGGUCUGCUUGCUGAUGAGAUGGGUCUUGGGAAAACAAUAGAAAUGCUUUCUCUGAUCCAUUCGCAUCGGUCACCAGAACACGAAAGCGUUUUGAACGACACUGGCGCAGAAGCUGAUGCUGUUAGUAGCCUUGCUCGACAACCUCUCACUUCCGGCAAAGUCAAGCAAGCACCCGCAACGACGCUUGUUGUUGCACCAAUGUCACUUUUGGCGCAAUGGGCAAGCGAAGCCGAAAAGGCAUCGAAACCUGGUACGCUGAAAGUGCUGGUCUACUAUGGCAAUGAGAAGGGAGUCAACUUGCAGACGAUCUGUUGCGGCUCUAACAUAGCAUCGGCGCCGAAUGUGAUCAUUACCAGUUACGGUGUCGUUCUCUCUGAGUUCAACUCUGUAGCGAGUGCCCUGGGUGGCAAUCGUGCUUCCUCGGGAGGUCUCUUUGGAGUCGAAUACUGGCGGAUCAUCCUUGACGAAGCGCAUAUGAUCAAGAAUCGGCAAUCGAAGACCGCAAAAGCAUGCUAUGAACUUGCUGCAACGCACCGCUGGGUGUUGACGGGUACGCCCAUUGUCAACAGACUUGAGGAUCUCUUCAGUCUGGUGCGAUUCCUCAGAGUUGAGCCAUGGAACAACUUCAGCUUCUGGAAAACAUUCAUCACGACGCCGUUCGAAAAGGGAGACUUCGUGCGUGCACUGGACGUGGUGCAAACUGUGCUCGAGCCUCUGGUCAUGCGUCGGACAAAAGACAUGAAGACCCCUGACGGCGAAGCCCUGGUACCAUUGCCGCCGAAGACUAUCAGCGUCGAGAAAAUCAAAUUAUCCGAGCCGGAACAAGACGUCUAUCAGCAUAUCUACCUGCGAGCGAAGAAAACUUUCAAUGCCAAUAUGGAAGCUGGAACGGUGAUGAAGAGCUACACUACCAUCUUUGCUCAGAUCUUGCGCCUCAGACAGAGCUGCUGUCAUCCGAUCCUGACUAGGAACAAGAACAUUGUCGCCGAGGAAGAAGACGCCGCUGCUGCUGCAGAUAUUGCAGCAGGUCUUGCCGAUGACAUGGACCUUGGAGCACUCAUUGAACGAUUCGAAGCUGACGAAGGCGAGCAGGAUGCGAGCAAGUAUGGAUCUCAUGUACUCAAACAGAUCCAAGACGAGUCUGAGAUGGAAUGUCCGAUUUGCAGCGAAGAGCCCAUGGAAGAGCAAGCAGUCACUGGUUGCUGGCACUCUGCCUGCAAGAAGUGUCUGCUCGACUACAUUGAGCAUCAGACAUCCAAGGGCGAGCUUCCUAGAUGCUUCAACUGCCGUGAGCCCAUCAGCGCACGAGAUGUCUUUGAAGUCAUCAAGCACGACGAUGACGAGCCUGACGAGAGCGACUUUCUCAACGCGGCAGUUGACCACGACGAAGACGACCUAUACUCCAGCACACAGACCAGAACACUAAAGCCAAAGGCGAGGAUCUCUCUACGCAGGGUCAAUCAGUUGUCGUCGGCCAAGAUCAACACUUUGAUGUCGCAGCUGAAGCGUCUGCGCAAGUCGGAGCCAGCUCUCAAGGCCGUCGUCUUCAGCCAGUUCACCUCCUUCCUGGACCUUCUCGCGCCAGCACUCGAAGGCGCCGGCAUCUCGUGGCUUCGCUUCGACGGCAGCAUGUCUCAAAAGGAUCGAGCGAAGGUUCUUAGUGAAUUUGCAAAUCGCAGCAAGUUCACAAUCCUGCUUCUCUCCUUGAGAGCAGGAGGCGUCGGUCUGAACCUAACUUGCGCGAAGCGAGUCUUCAUGAUGGAUCCAUGGUGGAGCUUUGCCGUGGAAGCCCAAGCGAUCGAUCGUGUGCAUCGAAUGGGUCAGGCUGAAGAGGUCACCGUCACGAGAUUCAUUGUUGAGGGAAGCAUUGAGGAGAAGAUGUUGAAGGUGCAGGAGAGGAAGAAGUUCAUUGCAAGCUCCCUUGGCAUGAUGAGUGACGAAGAGAAGAAGAUGCAACGUCUUGAGGAUAUUAAGGAGUUGCUGAGUUAG